Scomber japonicus (chub mackerel) is the source of this 1023-nucleotide messenger RNA. RefSeq lists its product as uncharacterized. Bases 1 to 1023 code for a protein of 340 amino acids. The transcript is spliced from 2 exons. The record is from RefSeq and is a predicted model, not a curated record. Lineage: Eukaryota; Metazoa; Chordata; Actinopteri; Scombriformes; Scombridae. Gene Ontology annotation, cellular component: plasma membrane.
AUGAACUUACAGCUAACGGUGGCAAGAGCCUCCAGCAGCACAGCAUCAUCUUCCCAACUGGACCAUGAUGAGCUUGAGGUGGCAGUGACAGAGGCGGACACAGCUGCAGGGGCCUUUGAGGCGGUGGCAGACACUGCUGAAGGGGCCUUGAAGGCGGUGGCGGACACAGCUACAGGGGCCUUAGCAGCAGUGGCAGACACUGCUACAGGGGCCUUAGCAGCGGUGGCAGACACUGAUGAAGGGGCCUUGAAGGCGGUGGCAGACACAGCUACAGGGGCCUUAGCGGCGGUGGCAGACACUGCUAAAGGGGCCUUUGUGGCGGUGGCAGACACUGAUGAAGGGGCCUUGAAGGCGGUGGCAGACACAGCUAAAGGGGCCUUAGCGGCGGUGGCAGACACUGCUAAAGGGGCCUUAGCGGCGGUGGCAGACACAGCUAAAGGGGCCUUGAAGGCGGUGGCAGACACAGCUAAAGGGGCCUUAGCGGCAGUGGCAGACAUUGCUAAAGGGGCCUUAGCGGCGGUGGCAGACACAGCUAAAGGGGCCUUAGCGGCGGUGGCAGACACUGCUAAACGGGCCUUUGUGGCGGUGGCAGACACUGAUGAAGGGGCCUUAGCGGCGGUGGCAGACAUUGCUAAAGGGGCCUUGAAGGCGGUGGCAGACAUUGCUAAAGGGGCCUUAGCGGCGGUGGCGGACACAGCUAAAGGGGCCUUAGCGGCGGUGGCAGACACUGCUAAACGGGCCUUUGUGGCGGUGGCAGACACUGAUGAAGGGGCCUUAGCGGCGGUGGCAGACAUUGCUAAAGGGGCCUUGAAGGCGGUGGCAGACAUUGCUAAAGGGGCCUUAGCGGCGGUGGCGGACACAGCUAAAGGGGCCUUAGCGGCGGUGGCGGACACAGCUAAAGGGGCCUUAGCGGCGGUGGCGGACACAGCUACAGGGGCCUUUGAGGCGGUGGCGGACACUGUUGCAGGGGCCUUUGUGGCGGUGAAGGUGGCAGCUGUUGUAAGAGGGGCCAUAUCCUGUUGA